Molecule: messenger RNA, 1361 nt
Organism: Choloepus didactylus (southern two-toed sloth)
Lineage: Eukaryota; Metazoa; Chordata; Mammalia; Pilosa; Megalonychidae
Product: UAP56-interacting factor
Exons: 1
Coding region: 85-1038 (317 amino acids)
Biological process (GO): mRNA export from nucleus
Molecular function (GO): mRNA binding
Source: RefSeq, a predicted model, not a curated record
GCUAGUCUGCGUGCGUGAGUGGGAGGUGGCAGGCCCCAGACUUAGGCCUUCUGUACUGACUGUUCCAGCGCGACGCCUUAAGUCAUGAGCCGGUUUGGUACCCGGUUGGUGGGAGCCACGGCGGCUCUAGCGCCGCCGCCGAAAACCCACAGCAAUGAAAACCUCGACAAAAUCGAUAUGUCUUUGGAUGAUAUAAUCAAAUUGAAUCGAAAGGAAGGAAAAAAGCAGAAUUUUCCAAGACUAAAUAGAAGACUCCAACAAAGUGGUACCCGGCAAUUCAGGAUGAGAAUACGAUGGGGAAUCCAACAGAAUUCUGGUUUUGGUAAGAAUAGUCUGAGCCGUAGAGGAAGAGUCAUGCCUGGAAAGAGACGUCCUUAUGGGAUUAUCACUGGUCUUGCAGCUAAGAAAGCAACUGGAAUUCGAAAAGGAAUUAGUCCUAUGAAUAGACCGCCUCUAAGUGACAAGAAUAUAGAGCGAUAUUUUCCAGUGUUAAAAAGGAAGACAAACCUUCUGAGACAAAAUGAAGUGCAGAGGAAACCAGUUGCUGUUCUCAAGAGACCUAACCAGUUAAACAGAAAAAAUAACAUUCCAGCCAAUUUUACUAGAAGUGGAAAUAAAUUAAGCCAUCAGAAAGACACUCGUCAGGCAACUUUUCUUUUCAGAAGAGGCCUGAAGGUUCAGGCCCAGUUGAACACAGAACAACUGCUAGAUGAUGUAGUAGCAAAGAGAACUCGUCAAUGGCGGACUUCCACCACAAAUGGAGGAAUUUUAACUGUAUCCAUUGACAAUCCUGGAGCAGUGCAGUGCCCAGUAACUCAGAAACCACGAUUAACUCGUACUGCUGUACCCUCAUUCUUGGCAAAGCGAGAGCAAUCGGAUAUAAAGAAAGUUCCUAAAGGUGUACCCCUACAAUUUGACAUAAAUAGUGUUGGAAAACAGACAGGGAUGACUUUGAAUGAGCGAUUUGGGAUCCUGAAGGAACAAAGAGCCACUCUCACAUUCAACAAAGGAGGAAGCCGCUUUGUAACCGUGGGAUAGAUCCCAUGGCAAAGGGACUUCUGAGUGACGACUAUUUGAAAAGUUGAAUUGCUUAAAGAGUUUGUCAUAAAAAUUCAAGAAACUUUAUUGCAAAAUAUUCACAAGGCUAAAUAACUCUUUAUUUUUAUUUUUGAAGUUUUUUUUAAAUGUGUAUAAAAUAAUGCCCUGAAAGAAUAACAGGGUAUAUAUACCUAUCUAUUCUUAAAAUUUUCAUGGUUGGCUCCGCAGAACAAUCCUCUAUUUGACUCCUUUAGUUUCUCAUGCAGCAGAAGAAAGACAAAGAUAGAAAUCGAUUAUUUUUAUGAUACUGGUAUUUAGUAUCU